UUUUGUUCAUGAAUCAUUAAGGUGAGAGAGAGGGUUUUGGUGAUGGUUAUGGACGAUGACAGAGAAGGCGUGUCGCUGCCAUCGGGGCCGGACGCAAAGAAGAGGCGAGUGAGCUACUUCUAUGAGCCGAGCAUAGGGGAGUACAACUACGGGCAGGAGCAUCCGAUGAAGCCCCACAGGAUCCGGGUGGCCCACAACCUCAUCGUCCAAUACCAGCUCCAUCGUCGGAUGGAGAUCAACCGGCCAUUUCCGGAGGGGCCCGCCGAUAUCAGGCAGUUCCACUCGCAGGAGUACGUGGACUUCCUCGCCUCCGUCACGCCGGUGACCCUCACCGACCCGGACUUCUCGCGCCACCGCAAGCGCUUCAACGUCUGCGACGACUGCCCGGUAUUCGACGGCCUCUUCGGCUUCUGCCAGGCCUCCGCCGGCGGCUCCAUUGGCGCCGCCGUUAAGCUCAACCUCGCCGACGCCGACAUCGCCCUCAACUGGGCCGGCGGCCUCCACCACGCCAAGAAGGCCGAGGCCUCCGGUUUCUGCUACGUCAACGACAUCGUGCUUGGCAUUCUCGAGCUUCUCAAAGUUCACAGGCGUGUACUUUACGUAGAUAUUGAUGUUCACCAUGGAGAUGGGGUUGAGGAGGCAUUUUACGCCACUGACAGAGUCAUGACGGUGUCCUUCCAUAAAUUUGGGGAUUUCUUUCCGGGGACCGGGCAAAUUAAGGACACAGGGAGUGGGAUUGGGAAGAGCUACGCCCUGAAUGUCCCAUUAAAUGAUGGAAUGGAUGACAAGAGUUUCCGUUGUCUGUUUCGGCCCAUCAUUCAAAAAGUCAUGGAGGUCUAUGAGCCGGAGGCGGUUGUGCUUCAAUGUGGAGCAGAUUCGUUGUCUGGUGACAGGUUGGGGUGCUUCAACUUGUCUGUGAAGGGCCAUGCCGAUUGCCUUCAUUUUCUUAGAUCUUUCAACGUGCGUCUGAUGGUCUUGGGUGGUGGAGGGUAUACAGUCCCCAAUGUUGCCCGGUGCUGGUGCUAUGAGACAGCAGUUGCAGUUGGAGUGGAGCCUGAUAAUAAAUUGCCUUACAAUGAAUAUUAUGAGUAUUUUGGCCCAGAUUAUACUCUUCACGUUGAACCAUGCAACAUGAAGAAUCUAAACUCACUCAAAGAUAUGGAGAAAAUAAGGAAUACGCUGCUAGAGCAACUUUCAAGAUUACCGCAUGUGCCUAGUGUACCUUUUCAGACAACACCACCCAUCACACAAGUCCCGGAAGAGGCGGAAGAGAGCACGGAUCAAAGGCCAAAACCUCGCAUAUGGAAUGAUAAGCCUGAUCUGGAUCAGCCUUCCACCCAGCCACACUUCAAGACAGCUAAGCCAUUGUGGAAAGUUGAAGGUGGUUCUCAUGAGGUCAAGUUUCUAGAGUCUCUGGAAGUGAAAGUCCCUUCGGUUUCCAGAAAUCUACGGCUUUCGGAUGAGCUAAGGUCAAAGAUGUCUGAGCCAACCGCCAGACCCCCUGGGUUGCAUCCCUUGACUGCACAAGCUCUGAGGGCAGGGACCCCUCAGACUUCGGGCACACAAGUCCUGGGAUCUGCUGGGAUUAAUCAUCCCCAAACCAGAAUCUCAUGUCCCUCAGACACUCAAGUUCCGGUCACGGAGGUGAGCGAUGUCCCAAGUGUGGGUGCUUCACAGCCUUUGGGUGCGGUAGGGCUUCAAGAGGUUUCUGAUCAUAGUGAAGGGGAACACUUAGGAUCGCGUCCUGCGGUUUCUGAUCAUAGUGAAGGGGAAGACUUAGGAUCGCGUCCUAAGACAACUACCGCGGAUUGGUGGGCUCCCCUUCUUGGGGACCCCGUUGCGGCUCUUAAGGAACUUAUUCCCGAAGACUACAUAGAGAAGUACAUAGAGAAGUUGGCUCAAUUGGGAUCGCAUCCUUCGACAACUACCAUGGACAGGUGGGCUCCCCUUCUUGGGGACCCCGUUGCAGCUCUUAAGGAACUUAUUCCCGAAGACUACAUAGAGAGGUUGGCUCAAUUGGGAUCGCAUCCUUCGACAACUGCCAUGGACAGGUGUGCUCCCUUUCCUGGGGUCCCUGUUGCGGUUCUUAUGGGACUUAUUCCUGAAGGCUACACGGGGGGGAGGGGCCAGAUAUCAGCUGAGAGUUUACUUGAAGAGUUCCUACACUCGCAGAUAGAGAGUUCUUUAAAUCUCAUGGCUGUUGCCUCAGAGUAUGAGAAAUCCAAAAAGAGCACAAGAUCCGAGUUGGAGAAUGCUUUGAAAGACAAGGAGGUAGAACUCGUUGUCGCUCGUAAGGAAGUCGAGUUUGAGAGGGCUCGAGCUAGUAGGCUUGAGGCGAUGCAUGCCGAACUACUGGACAAUGUCUGUGCUAUAAGAGCUCGGGUGAGGGGAGAGAUUAAUGCUGUUAGGGCAAAUCUUGGUUCUGUCGAGGAAGAGUUUUCCACCUGUAAGGCCGAAUUAGUUGAGGCUCGUGGCAAACUUAAGGAUGCCUGGGCCGAACUUUUUGAGUGUCAAGUAAACCGUGAGUUUGUCGAGGUGCAACUAGUUAGCACACUGGAGGAUUUGGAAAAAGAACAGGCUAAGUCACAAGACCUCAGGCACCGAUUGAAAGCCAGCUUAAGCACUCUUUUGGACACUCUUUUGUAAUGGGUUUCCAGCUUAAGCACCCCGGGGGAGUUGAGAGAUAUCGCUAUAACUUGUAUUUAUUUUGCUUUUGUAGUCUUUUGGACACUCUUUAGUAAUGGGUUUCCGUCCCUUUUAUGCAGGUUCUGAAGGAAACUUUACCUUUGUGAAAUAUAUGAAACCUUGCUUUUUCAGGCUGAGAGUUAUGAAUGAAAUUUUACUUGUUUU
Messenger RNA from Corylus avellana, 2850 nucleotides. The record is from RefSeq and is a predicted model, not a curated record. NCBI's taxonomy places the organism in Eukaryota, Viridiplantae, Streptophyta, Magnoliopsida, Fagales, Betulaceae.